AUGGGCUUUGCAGCCUCCCUCCUCGAGCUCCAAGCAGAGGCCAGCUGCCCCCUCUGCCUGGAUUACCUGAGAGACCCAGUGACCACUGAGUGUGGACAUAACUUCUGUCGCUCCUGCAUCCAGCAGCGCUGGGAAGAUCUCCAGGACAUCUUUCCCUGUCCUGUCUGCCUCCACCAUUGCCCUGACAGGAACUUCAAGAAGAACACUCAACUAUGCCACAUAACUGAUAUUGUUAAGCAGAUUCCCACUACAGGGAGGGAGAGGGAACUGCAGGAAGAAAAACCCCUGUGUGUGAAGCAUCAUGAGGUUCUGACCCUGUUCUGUGAGGAGGACCUGGAGCUGUUGUGUCCUCAGUGUAGUGCCUCAUCAGACUAUGAGGAUCAGCCCCUGAUACCCAUUGAGGUAGCUGCAGCUAGUAACAGGAGGAAGCUCCAAAGGUAUGCUGCGCACCUGAGUGUGGAGAUUGAAGAUGCAAAAGUGGGAUAUGAAUAUCAAACUGCAAAAACUUUGCAAGUGAUGAGGAAGAUGGAAUAUUGGAAGAGGGAAUUACACUAUGAAUAUAAAGAACUUAAGUGUUCCUUGGAAUUAGAGCAAGAGCAAAUUAAUUCCAUCUACUUAUGGAAGAGAAGGAUGUUGAAGAAAAACUGA
Molecule: messenger RNA, 648 nt
Organism: Phyllostomus hastatus (greater spear-nosed bat)
Lineage: Eukaryota; Metazoa; Chordata; Mammalia; Chiroptera; Phyllostomidae
Product: putative tripartite motif-containing protein 61
Exons: 1
Coding region: 1-648 (215 amino acids)
Molecular function (GO): zinc ion binding
Source: RefSeq, a predicted model, not a curated record